AUGGUAGUCUCAAAAUUCUCUCUCACUUUAAUCCUUUCCGUUCUCUCAAUCUACGCCGUCGGCGGCGCCCACAUCCACGUGGAUACGGCGGCGCCGUCGCCUUCCUUCUCCUCCACCGGGGACUGCACGUUCCUGUUUAUCAACAUGGCCGAUUGCUUGUCGUUUGUGUCGAGCGGGAGCCAGGUUGCAAAGCCAGAAGGAAACUGCUGUUCUGGCUUGAAAACUGUGCUCGAUACAAACGGCGAGUGCUUGUGUGAGGCUUUUAAAACAAGUGCUUCUCUCGGCGUUCCGUUGAAUCUCACUAAGGCUUUCACUUUGCCGGCCCUCUGCAAAAUCUCCGCUUCUUCUGUCCCUAAAUGCGCUUUAUCUCUUACACCUGCUGGUGCGCCAGGUGUGCAACCAUCGACAUUCGCAGGUGCGCCAAAGACGGUCUCAGGAGGAGGAAGAGCAGUGCUACCGCCACCGGCUUCUAGUGGAUCAGGCUGGCCAUUGCUUUCUGUUUCAAUGGGAUCUCUUGUUAUAGGUUUCAUAGUUAUGUUAUUCACAGGGUAUUAA
Gossypium raimondii (Peruvian cotton) is the source of this 555-nucleotide messenger RNA. Its product is annotated as non-specific lipid transfer protein GPI-anchored 31. Lineage: Eukaryota; Viridiplantae; Streptophyta; Magnoliopsida; Malvales; Malvaceae. Bases 1 to 555 code for a protein of 184 amino acids. The transcript has 3 exons. The record is from RefSeq and is a predicted model, not a curated record.